ACUCUUCAAUCGCAAUUCGAUCGGUGUGGUCUUCAAAUCUCGAAUCCGAAUUCAAAUUGAUCCGUAGAUUCAUGGAUACUCAUCCAAUCAUAUCCAUGGACACUGAAUUUCCCGGCGUCGUCGUCCGCCCUGACACCUCCGAGUUAACUUUCCAUAACCGCGAUUCCACCGCCCAUUACUCGGUGCUUAAGGCGAAUGUCGACGGCCUUAACCUAAUUCAGGUCGGACUCACUCUCUCUGAUGCUAAUGGGAAUCUCCCUAGCCUUGGGAGUUCUGAAUUUUACAUUUGGGAGUUUAAUUUUAGUGAUUUUGAUGUUUCUCAUGAUAUUCAUAAUCAUGAUUCGAUUGAGCUUUUGCGCGCGCAAGGGAUUGAUUUCGAUAAGAAUAAGAAAUUCGGUAUUGAUUCGGCUAAAUUUGCUGAGUUGAUGAUGAGUUCUGGACUUGUUUGUAAUGAGGAUGUUAAUUGGGUUACUUUUCAUAGCGGUUAUGAUUUCGGUUACCUUGUGAAGGCAUUGACGCAGCGCGCUUUGCCUGAAGGUCUCGCUGAUUUUCUGCUUUUGGUUAAGGUUUAUUUUGGUGAUAGUGUUUAUGAUGUGAAGCAUUUGAUGAAAUUCUGUGAUGGUCUAUUUGGUGGUUUGGAUAGGGUUAGUAAGACUCUGAAUGUCGACCGCGCUGUUGGGAAAAGUCAUCAGGCUGGUUCUGAUAGUUUGCUUACUCUUCAUGCUUUCCGAAGGAUUAAGGAGGUUCAUUUUCGCAAUGUUGAAGAUGAACUGAUCAAAUAUGCUGGUGUGUUGUAUGGUUUAGAAAACAUGGUGUGAUGAAUGGAUAACAUUGUUGUAGAUUGUUUUAUGUUUAUGUUCAACAUAAAGUGAAAAAUUUUAUACAUUUGGGGUUAUUAAUGAAAUUGGAUGAUAGAUUUUCACCUAUUCUUUGAAUUAUAUGUCUUUGCCCCUGCUUUCCUCACUUGUGCGGAUUUUCGGUAUUACUCUUUUUGAAAUUUAUCUUUUGAAACUUUUGUGUGUUAUGUGCUAAAGUAGGAUGAGCUGUGAAUAAAUACUACUAAUUAGAAUAUGGUAAUGAGUUUGGAUGGGAAUGAUUUAGAUUAAGAUUUUGCUUUUAAUGCUCAUGCAGUGAUCAAUUGUAAGUUCUUGCUGCCGUUUUUGCUUGAAAAUACAGACUCAGACUGAGCUAGAAAGUUUUGGGUUUGGGUGCUAACCAGGAAAUACAUAGUUGCAUGUCUAUUUUAUUAAAUGGAGUUUUCAUAAAAGAUACAGAUUUCAUUCUUUUUUAGGAAAUGAAUUUUUCUCUUGUCCAUGUAGUAGCUAAUCCUUUGCUUGAAUGGAAGCUAUAGACGAGCUAAAAUGGUUUGUACCUUCCAUAAAAUAAUAUUCGAUUUGUAUGUUAUGGUAUGACAAUUAAAAAAAUAUUGUGUGGAAUAAUGAGUGAUAGAACUAGAACUUGCAUGAUAUUUAAUGUAAUGCCCUAAUGUUGAGUGAUUAAUGAACUAUCUAUAAUGAUUUGUUGACAUAUCAAGUUAGAGUAUAGUAUUCUGGUAAGUGAUAUUUUAAUAGAUCAGUUUGGGAAUGCUUUAAUGUAAGUUAGAGUAUAGUAUUCUAGUAUAGAAUUUGCAUGAUAUUUAAUGUAAUGCCCUAAUGUUGAAUGAGGAAUGAACUAUCUAAUGAUUUGUUGACAUAUAAAGUUAGAGUAUAGUAUUCUGGUAAGUAAUAUUUUAACGGAUCAGUUUGGGAAUGCUUUUGGAUUUUACUAUUACUUCUAGUUUGUGCUACGGUCAGAACUGUCCGGAUAAUUUCAAGCUUACUACAAGUGAGAAUGUCUCUAUGAAAUCAAAUUUAGGUUGUUGAUGAAAUCCUAGUGGGUACUAAUUUGUGGUAAGUUUGAAAACUAGGACGCACCAAUUCAUUGUUUGAUCUGCCGAAAGUUAUGAAUUAGGAUACCUAAAGCACUCAGCAAAAAUGCUUGUAGUGGAUGGAAGGAAACAAGUUGAUAAAGUGAGACGGCAUGAACAAAACUCAAGAAAUUGCCCCUGCUUUCCUCACUUGUGCGGAUUUUCGGUAUUACUAUUUUUGCAAUUUAUCUUUUGAAACUUUUGUGUGUUAUGUGCUAAUGUAGGAUGAGCAGUGAAUAAACACUACUAAUUAGAAUAUAGUAAUGAGUUCGGUUGGGAAUGAUUUAGAUUUAGAUUUUGCUUUUAAUACUCAUGCUGUGAUCAAUUGUAAGUUCUUGAUGCCCUUUUUGCUUGAAAAUAUGGACUGAGACUGAACUAGAAAGUUUUGGGUUUGGGUGCUAACUAGGAAAUACAUAGUUGCAUAUCUAAUUUAUUAUAUAGAAUUUUCAUAGAAGAGGCAUAUUCAAUCCAUGUAGUAGCUAAUCCUUUGCUUGAAUGGAAGCUAUAUAUGAGCUAAAAUGAUUUGCACCUUCCAUAAAUUAAUAUACGAUUUGUAUGUUAUGGCAUGACAUUUAAAUAAAUAUUGUGUGGAAUAAUGAAUGAUAGAACUAGAACCUGCAUGAUAUUUAAUGUAAUGCUCUAAUGUUGAAUGAGGAAUGAACUAUCUAAUGAUUUGUUGACAUAUAAAGUUAGAGUAUAGUAUUAUGGUAAGUGAUAUUUUAAAUGGAUCAGUUUGGGAAUGCUUUUGGAUUUUACUAUUACUUCUAGUCUGUGCUAUGGUCAGAACUGUCCGGAUAAUUUCAAGCUUACUACAAGUGAGAAUGUCUCUCUGUAAUCAAAUUCAGGUUACUGGUGAAAUCCUAGUGGGUACUAAUUUGUGGUAAGUUUGAAAACUAGGAUGCCCCAAUUUGUUGUUUAACAUAUGAUUGGAUGACCAUAUGAGCUAGUUAGCAAAUCAUCAAACUCGGAAACAUGAAUGAUAGCUGAAAAUUAAAGAAGCAUAAUCAGAAAACAAGAAUGGAAAAGAAGAUGUAAGUUUUUUUUUUUUUUGAAGUUGGAAAAUUAUAUUCACUGGAGAGAGGUAGACAGGUGUGUUCUGUUGCUACCGCAGAUGAAAGGUUUACAAGUUUUUCGCUAUUUAUUCUUAUAAAUUAGUAAGUUGCUUACAAUUUUUCCUACAUGUCCAGCAGUUUAAAAUUUAUUGUGGCUCAUUUUUUUUUGUAAGUGGCUGUCAAUUACUCUUCUUCCUAACAGAUAUAUGGAUAAUUGAAAUGAUAAAUAUUUUAUUUUGAAGCAUUUUAUUAUUUUCGUUGUUUGUAGAUAUAUGAAGAAAUUCUCAUGUAGAUUAUGUCCUUUUUAAUAUUGGUAGAGUACCAAUUAAUUUAUUAAAACAUAAACAUACUUGGCAAGUGAGGCACAACGGAAACUAUUAUCAUGUUGGUACCCAUCAAUUAACAACAGUAGACAAAAAUAGUUGCUUCUUCUGCACAUGGUGCGAUGUUUACUGAAAACUGUUGUUUUACGUGUCCAAUGUAUGUUCAUUGAUUUAUAAAUUUAUUUCUAUGGUAUUUCAGACUCACCUAUUUAAGGUCUAUUUCAGUAUUUGGAUUCUUACUAUGUUUUUAAGUUGCAAUAAUUGCAGCAUAAUUGAAGAGAGUGUAAAUGGAUGAUAUGAUUCGAUUGCGACAUGUUUCUUGGAUUUCGGAUGGCUUCUAAUUUUUUGGUUGCAAAAACUGAAUAAUGGAAGAAUAUGGCAUAGUAAUAUGUCCAUUCAUUUGCAACAUGUUUCUUAGAUUUGGGACGACUUCAUCAUUGGCCUGCGAUGAAGACUGCAUUUUGUGUUGCGGAGCAUAUAUGUUCUAGAUUGUUCUUCUCUCAAAGCAUGAUAAUCUCAAAACCCUCCUCUUCCAUUGUAAUUCGAUCGGUGUGGUCCUAUAACCUUGAAUCAGAAUUCAAGUUGAUUGGUUCAUUAGUCGAUUCCUAUCCAAUCAUCUCCAUGGACACUGAAUUUCCUGGCACUGUCGUCUUCCCUGACACCACAGACUUAUCCUUCCAUAACCGCGGUUCCGCUGCCCAUUACUCUGUGUUGAAGGCCAAUGUCGACGGCCUUAAUCUUAUUCAAGUUGGAAUGACUCUUUCCGAUGCUAAAGGGAAUCUCCCAAGCCUCGGAACAUCUAAAUUUUUCAUCUGGGAGUUCAAUUUUUGUGAUUUUGAUGUUUCUCAUGAUAUCCAUAAUCAUGAUUCUAUUGAGCUUUUGCGCGGUCAAGGUAUUGAUUUUGAUAGGAAUAAGAAAUUCGGUAUUGAUUCAGUGAACUUUGCUGAGCUGAUGAUGAGUUCUGGACUUGUUUGUAAUGAGGAUGUUAGCUGGGUUACUUUUCAUAGCGGUUAUGAUUUUGGGUACCUUGUGAAGGCAUUGACGCAGUGCGCUUUGCCUGAAGGUCUUGCUGAGUUUCUGAUUUUGGUUAAAGUUUAUUUCGGUGAUAGUGUUUAUGAUGUGAAGCACUUGGCGAAAUUCUGUGAUGGUCUUUAUGGUGGUUUGGAUAGGGUUAGCAAAACUCUGAAUGUUGACCGUGCUGUUGGGAAGAGUCAUCAGGCUGGUUCCGAUAGUUUGCUGACUAUUCGUGCAUUCCGAAGGAUUAAGGAGGUUCACUUUGGCAAUGUUGAUGAUGAACUGAUCAAGUAUGCUGGUGUGUUGUAUGGUUUAGAAAACAUGGUGUGAUGGAAAUAUGUUGUAGAUUGUUUUUAUGUUUAUUUUCAACAUAAAGUGAAAAUCAUAGACAUUUGGGGUUAUUAAUAAAAUUGAAUGGAUUUUCAACUAUUCUUUGAAUUAUAUGCCUUUGCACCUGCUUUUCUUUCUUGAGUAAAUUUUUGGUGUUAAUAUUUUGAAAUUUUGAUCAAGUUGCUAGGAAUUGACAUUUUAAAACUAGAGUGUUAUUACUGAUGUAGGAUGAGUAGUGAAUAGCUACUAGUACUACUAGUUAGAAAUAGAAUACGGCAACGUGUUGGGAAUGAUUUAUAUUUUGCUCUUAAUGCUCAAGCGUGAUCAUCAACGGUAAGUUCUUCAUGCUGUUUUUUACAUAGUUACAUACCAUUUAUAAAAUAAAUUUU
Molecule: messenger RNA, 5014 nt
Organism: Trifolium pratense (red clover)
Lineage: Eukaryota; Viridiplantae; Streptophyta; Magnoliopsida; Fabales; Fabaceae
Product: probable CCR4-associated factor 1 homolog 11
Exons: 2
Coding region: 3729-4625 (298 amino acids)
Cellular component (GO): CCR4-NOT core complex; CCR4-NOT complex; P-body
Molecular function (GO): poly(A)-specific ribonuclease activity; nucleic acid binding
Source: RefSeq, a predicted model, not a curated record